Molecule: messenger RNA, 1185 nt
Organism: Parastagonospora nodorum SN15
Lineage: Eukaryota; Fungi; Ascomycota; Dothideomycetes; Pleosporales; Phaeosphaeriaceae
Exons: 2
Coding region: 1-1185 (394 amino acids)
Molecular function (GO): tRNA (cytidine-N3)-methyltransferase activity
Source: RefSeq, a predicted model, not a curated record
AUGGAGCACAUGCGCUUCGCAGUAACCGUCGACCCCAUUCCUCACGCCUCAACUCCUACACCACCCACCGACCCUACAAAACAACAAUCCCCUCCCCCCGAAAACGACGCAUACGGCGUCCCCGCGUCCAUCGCCCCCAUCCGCGCCCCUUCCUCCCGCUCCCACGACCCCGCCAAUAACCAAAAGCGCACCGACCCCUUCUCCUUCGGCUCGCGCUAUCUCGAAGAAGGCGACAACAUCUUCGAAUUCAACGCGUGGGACCACGUCACCGUCGACUCGACGUACCAAGCCUUCUCGGAGGAGCAAUUCAGCAAGCAGCGCGCAGACCCAGUAUCAGAUUUCGACCGCACGCGGUUCAACGCGCAACCCGAGAAAUGGUGGAACGUAUUCUACAAGAACAACAAGAGCAAUUUCUUCAAGAACCGCAAGUGGCUGGCGCAGGAGUUCCCGAUUUUGGGCGAAGUGGGCAAGGAAGAUGCGCCGCCAGCGGUGUUGUUGGAAGUCGGCGCGGGGGCAGGAAAUAGCGCGUUCCCAAUCUUGCAGAACAGCAGCAAUAAAAACCUCAAAAUCCACGCGUGCGACUUCUCGAAGAAGGCCGUCGAGUUGAUACGCGAAAAUGAACUGUACGAUCCGCGGUACAUACAGGCAGAUGUCUGGGACGUCGCCUCCUCGCCCGACUCCGACAACGCCGGCCUCCCGCCCGGCCUCAGCGAGAAUAGCGUCGACGUCGUGCUCAUGAUCUUCAUCUUCUCGGCGCUCAACCCGAAGCAGUGGGACCCAGGCGGUGCGCAAUAUCUGGCGGACGGUGGCAUGGAGGAGAAUUUCUAUGUGAGGGGGGAUGGCACGCGGGUUUAUUUCUUUGAGCAAGAGGAGUUGGAGGGGAUUUGGGGUGGGGGAAAGGGGGGUGAGGGGGAUGCGUUGGUGGGGAAGACGGAGGGGUUGGAGAUUGGUGAUGAGAAGGGAGCGGUGUCUAGCUCGCAAGGACCGCGACCGGCGUUCGAGGUCGCGCAUAUUGGUGUUGAUAGACGGAUGUUGGUGAAUAGGCAGAGGAGGCUGAAGAUGUACCGGUGCUGGAUGCAGGCCGUUUUCCGCAAGCCGGGGCAGGACAGCCAGGUCGCGACGAGUACACUGCGGCAGGAGAAGCAGGGAGAAGGUGAGGGCGACGCUGCUGAAGACGAGGCGUGA